Messenger RNA from Symbiodinium sp. CCMP2592, 285 nucleotides. Lineage: Eukaryota; Dinophyceae; Suessiales; Symbiodiniaceae. The record is from the annotation of a GenBank genome assembly.
AUGCCACAAACUUUUAUGAGUGUCAAGGUUAUCUUCAAACUGGUGGCUAUGGUCACACGGAUCGAGAACCUGCCUUGGGAAACUUCCUUGCAGCACUUCGAGACAUUUGCUGGGCGCAAAGCUGCUGGGCGGCGUGCGGUUGCACACGAUGUGAGCUACAACGAACGCACGAUGGACAUUCUCAGCUCCCUCGGCUUCUGCAUUGCAGUGUUUGAGUGCUUGAGGCUGGUGCCGGGCAGUGGAAUGCUGACCGCACCAGUUUGCUCAUCAUGGAUAUUCAUGUAA